AUGAGGUUCUUGGAAGCUUGAAGUCUGGCUGUGGCCAUGGGAGACACAGUAGUGGAGCCUGCCCCUCUGAAGCCAACUUCUGAGCCCACUUCUAGCCCACCAGGGAAUAAUGGGGGCUCCUUGCUAAGUGUCAUCACAGAGGGGGUCGGGGAACUAUCAGUGAUUGACCCUGAGGUGGCCCAGAAGGCUUGCCAGGAGGUAUUGGAGAAAGUGAAGCUUUUGCAUGGAGGUGUAGCCGUCUCUAGCAGAGGUACCCCGCUGGAGUUGGUCAAUGGGGAUGGUGUGGAUGGUGAGAUCCGUUGCCUAGAUGAUCCAACUGCCCAGAUAAGGGAGGAGGAAGAUGAGAUGGGGGCCACUGUGGCUUCAGGCACAGCCAAAGGAGCAAGAAGGCGGCGGCAGAACAACUCAGCCAAACAGUCUUGGCUGCUGAGGCUGUUUGAGUCAAAACUAUUUGACAUCUCCAUGGCCAUUUCAUACCUGUAUAACUCCAAGGAACCUGGAGUACAAGCCUACAUUGGCAACCGGCUUUUCUGCUUUCGCAAUGAGGACGUGGACUUUUAUCUGCCCCAGUUGCUUAACAUGUACAUCCACAUGGAUGAGGACGUGGGUGAUGCCAUCAAGCCCUACAUAGUCCACCGCUGCCGCCAGAGCAUUAACUUUUCCCUCCAGUGUGCCCUGUUGCUCGGGGCUUACUCUUCAGACAUGCACAUUUCCACUCAACGACACUCCCGUGGGACCAAGCUACGGAAGCUGAUCCUCUCAGAUGAGCUGAAGCCAGCUCACCGAAAGAGGGAGCUACCAUCCCUGAGCCCAGCCCCCGACACAGGGCUGUCUCCUUCUAAAAGGACUCACCAACGCUCUAAGUCAGAUGCCACUGCCAGCAUAAGUCUCAGCAGCAACCUGAAACGAACAGCCAGCAACCCUAAAGUGGAGAAUGAGGAUGAGGAGCUCUCCUCCAGCACCGAGAGUAUUGAUAAUUCAUUCAGUUCCCCCAUCAGACUGGCUCCUGAGCGAGAGUUCAUCAAGUCUCUGAUGGCAAUCGGCAAGCGGCUGGCCACACUCCCCACCAAGGAGCAGAAGACACAGCGGCUGAUUUCAGAGCUCUCCCUGCUCAACCAUAAACUCCCUGCCCGAGUCUGGCUGCCCACUGCUGGCUUUGACCACCACGUGGUCCGCGUACCCCAUACCCAGGCUGUUGUCCUCAAUUCCAAGGACAAGGCUCCCUACCUGAUCUAUGUGGAAGUCCUUGAAUGUGAAAACUUUGACACCACCAGUGUUCCUGCCCGGAUCCCCGAGAACCGAAUUCGGAGCACACGGUCUGUGGAGAACCUUCCCGAAUGUGGUAUCACCCAUGAGCAACGGGCAGGCAGCUUCAGCACUGUGCCCAACUAUGACAAUGAUGAUGAGGCCUGGUCAGUGGACGACAUAGGUGACCUGCAGGUGGAGCUCCCUGAAGUGCACACCAAUAGCUGUGACAACAUCUCCCAGUUCUCUGUGGACAGUAUCACCAGCCAGGAAAGCAAGGAGCCUGUGUUCAUUGCAGCAGGGGACAUCCGACGGCGCCUUUCAGAACAACUGGCUCACACUCCCACAGCCUUCAAACGAGACCCAGAAGACCCUUCUGCAGUUGCUCUCAAAGAGCCCUGGCAGGAGAAAGUGCGGCGGAUCCGAGAGGCUUCCCCCUAUGGUCAUCUCCCCAACUGGCGGCUCCUGUCAGUCAUUGUCAAGUGUGGAGAUGACCUUCGGCAGGAACUGCUAGCUUUCCAGGUGUUGAAGCAACUGCAGUCCAUUUGGGAACAGGAGCGAGUACCUCUUUGGAUCAAGCCAUACAAGAUUCUUGUGAUUUCGGCUGAUAGUGGCAUGAUUGAACCAGUAGUCAACGCUGUGUCCAUCCAUCAGGUGAAGAAACAGUCACAGCUCUCCUUGCUCGAUUACUUCCUACAGGAGCAUGGCAGCUACACUACAGAGGCAUUCCUUAGUGCCCAGCGCAACUUUGUACAAAGUUGCGCUGGCUACUGCUUGGUCUGCUACCUGCUGCAAGUCAAGGACAGACACAACGGGAACAUCCUCUUGGAUGCAGAAGGCCACAUCAUCCACAUCGACUUUGGCUUCAUCCUGUCCAGCUCACCCCGAAACCUGGGCUUUGAGACAUCAGCCUUUAAGCUGACCACAGAAUUUGUGGACGUGAUGGGUGGCCUGGAUGGUGACAUGUUUAACUACUAUAAGAUGCUGAUGCUCCAGGGGCUGAUUGCUGCUCGAAAACACAUGGAUAAAGUGGUGCAGAUUGUGGAGAUCAUGCAACAAGGUUCUCAGCUUCCUUGCUUCCAUGGUUCCAGCACCAUCCGCAACCUCAAAGAGAGAUUCCACAUGAGCAUGACUGAGGAGCAGCUCCAGCUGCUGGUGGAGCAGAUGGUGGAUGGCAGCAUGCGGUCCAUCACCACCAAACUCUACGAUGGUUUCCAGUACCUCACCAAUGGCAUCAUGUGA
This is a messenger RNA of Orycteropus afer afer, 2487 nucleotides long. The record is from RefSeq and is a predicted model, not a curated record. NCBI's taxonomy places the organism in Eukaryota, Metazoa, Chordata, Mammalia, Tubulidentata, Orycteropodidae.